GCGCAUGCGCCUGAAGUAGAACCCGAAUCACUCGAAGAAGAGGAAUAUGAAGUGGAAGCCAUAGUAAAUCAUAGAUGUAUUAAAUCGAAAAAGAAGGUACACGCUAUUACACACUUUUAAGAGCAUAAAACGAAAAGAAGAAAGAAGAAUGAAGAAAGAGAAGAAACAGGAAACAAUACUCAGAAAUAUUUUAGGGAAAGGGUGGAAAGGUUUUACAAUACUUCAUCAAAUGGAAAAAUUACGUUGAUGCAGAUAACACAUGGGAAGACAUUGACAACGUGUCUGCGCCUGAAUUGGUUGAAGAGUAUUGGAAAGAGCGUGGGGGGGAAGAAGCAUUGAAUGCAUGGAAGAAAACGAUCGCAAGCAACAAGCCGCAACAAAAUGCAACUUCUACAAGAAAAAGAACCACUGUCCCCGAAGUCAAUCCUGCUCAGCCCAGCAGCAGCAGCAGCACACCAGACCAUUCACAGAAGCAAUCGGAAAAAAUUUCUGCUCCUAGCCUUUCUUCUGGUAGCUCGGAUGCUGAUAAAAAUAAAGGAGGUGUUCAAUCUCAUUCUUCCGGAGAGUCUAAAAAGACAUCAUCGAAUACAACUAUUGAAAAGAAGGAGAAAGGACAUAAAAAUUCGCCUAAAAAUUCAGAACCAUCAACUGUUAGGCCUACAGUACCUUCUACAAGCGUGCCCAUAGAGAAAUCCUUGAAACGUAUCCUGGAAGAAACCACUCGAGCACAUGCCAAAAAAGCUCGUAUUGAUAAAGAGGCAAAAGCGAUGAAGUCAUUGAAAGGGAAAGAACGGGAUGACAUGGAAAUUGAUGACGAUACACUUGACAUGAUAAACACCACAAGCAAAGAAACUCCUU
Phycomyces blakesleeanus NRRL 1555(-) is the source of this 858-nucleotide messenger RNA. RefSeq lists its product as hypothetical. The record is from RefSeq and is a predicted model, not a curated record. The coding region runs from base 344 to 499 and encodes 51 amino acids. The transcript is spliced from 2 exons. NCBI's taxonomy places the organism in Eukaryota, Fungi, Mucoromycota, Mucoromycetes, Mucorales, Phycomycetaceae.